This is a messenger RNA of Equus quagga, 6730 nucleotides long. RefSeq names its product microtubule associated scaffold protein 1 (gene MTUS1). The record is from RefSeq and is a predicted model, not a curated record. The transcript is spliced from 18 exons. Gene Ontology annotation, molecular function: microtubule binding. The coding region runs from base 700 to 4617 and encodes 1305 amino acids. NCBI's taxonomy places the organism in Eukaryota, Metazoa, Chordata, Mammalia, Perissodactyla, Equidae. Gene Ontology annotation, cellular component: nucleus; cytoplasm.
UCGGGGUGCAGCGCCCUGCGACGCCGCCCGUCCUUUGUCUCCCACGGUGACGGGGGGACAGAGGCGGCCGCGCUCUGCUAUUUACAAGUUUCCCGAACUCCCCGCCCUGGCUCCACCCCCGGCGGCCCGGGAGGCGGGGAGGCUGGGCUCCCGGACUCGGGGUUCCCGCCUGGCACAGCAGCCGCCGCCGGCGUGCGGGCGGGGGUGGGACGAGUGCCCAGGUGCAGGCGCUCCCCCGCGGGCACGGAUUGCACCGCGGCCUCCCGGGUGGGCCUGGCGCGCCGCCGCCGGGGGUCCCCAGGGCGCGCCGCCCUGCGUCUCGGCGCCCCGGAGGGCUGGGCUGGCCCGGUGGCGCUGCGGGACAUUAGGAUUAAGGCCUGCCCUAAUGACCUGACCUUAACCUGAUUACAUCUGUGAAGACCCUGUUUCCAAUAAAGUCACAUUGUGCUCAGAUUCCCUUAUACUGGAGUCUCUUAAAUGAGGAUUGCCCUUCAUGGAAACAGAAAGGAGUAGCAUGUUUAGUGCUUUUUGAAAAUAUACCCCACACACGGAACAACAAAUCGUUUCAACUUCAAAGCAUCUUAGACUAAGAAACGUUCAACUGUGCUGAAGAACUUAGGAGACAGUUUUUCCUUCCCUCUCAUUUGAAAGGACUUAAAGAGGAAAUAAAAUGGCAGAAGUUUAAAGUUAAUAUUCAGGAUGAAUGAUGGUAAUUCAGAUGACAAGACAGGAGAUGAACUGCAAUCCUCAUCUAUCAGUGAUAAAAACGGAAACACAUACUCAUACAACCCCAAAUCACCACCUACACAAAACUCUUCAGCCAAUACUGUGAAUUGGAAUUCUGCCAGCUCGGAUGACAUGGUGGUUGAUUGUGAAACCAACUCUGCUGUGGACAUUGGUGAAUCUGUUUCUUUAAACCCUCGGUGUGUUGAAGUACUUGAUCACCAAAAGUCUUCAAGUGGUUUCGUUAGUAAGGAGAUGUUAGAUAUGCACAAAGAUUCCACACGGCCGUCUUCUGCACGGGUUGUAGAUGGAGAGGAGCCCAAGUACCCACAUAACAAUUGUCAUUCUCUGGAGUCAUUUCAGGCCCAGAGUAUUGAGACAGCUCUGCCUUUUGUGUGGAGAUCUAAUGAUGAUGAUUUGAACUGUACAGACUACCCUUCUGCCUUGGAGCUAAACCAAACGUUUGACAUGAAAGUGGAUAACAUUAACUGCACCUUUAUCACACAUCAUGCCAUUGGAAACAGUCAGUCUUUGCAUACCACUGGAAGUCUGCAACCAACCUGCGUGAGAAGUGGAAAUACAUCUUUACCCUGUUGCGUUCAUGCAUCUUCCCAUUCUGAUAAGAUACACGUGAGAGGAACAAGUUGUGCUAGAGACAGCUUUGAAAACCCUCAGGCCACAAUAUCAGAGGCCCAAGACAUAGCUUACACAGCCUUUUCUGAUGUGGUGAUGCAAACUGAUGUUCCAGAUAGUGGAAAUUGGUGUCAGUAUUCUUUGGGCAAGGUCACCAGUGAGUACACAGAUGGAUCACAGCAAAGACUAGUUGGAGAAAAAGAGAUACAAGCCCUAACACCAGUUUCUGAUGACAUGGAUGUUCCCAAUGGGUCUGUAUUACAAGAGUUCUUUUGUUUAUCUAAAGAUGAACCAAAUAGUGAGACACAUUCACAGAGCUCAUAUGGGCAAAAGGAAAUGAGCCAAAAUCUAAGAGAAACAGUGUCCAAUUGUCUUAUAGAUGAUGAAUGCCCUUUAUUGGUGCCAGCUUUUGAUACAAGCAAAGCCCAAGUGCUGAACCCAGAACAUAAAGUCACUGUGGCUAAAGACACACAAAUUGCUUCCAGCGAAAAGGAUUUGGGAACUCAAAAUCGUACCAUAGAUUUGAUACUGAGUAGCCCACCAGGGCAAAAAGGGGCUUCAUCAUUUGAACUGACUUGGGAUGCAAAUGAUAUGGUCGUUAGCACAAAUAACACAAUUUGCAUGUCAACACCAGUCCUAGAACCCACAAAUGCAACCUUUUCUAUUUCCCCCAUUGAAGCAACAGAGAAAUGUAGUAAAGUUGAGAGGAGUAAUCGAGAGCUUAGAAAUUUACCAAACUUGAAGGGGGCACCUGUGAACAAGUCUAAAGCUAAUCUAGGAAAAUCAACAGCCAAAACGAAUACCCCUGUAGGCAGCAAAGUUAGAAAAACCGAAAUUAUAAGUUACCCAAGACCAAACUUCAAGAAUGUCAAAGCAAAAGUUAUGUCUAGACCAGCGUUGCAGUCCAAAGACCCUGCUUUAUCAAAGGUCACACCCAGAUCUCAGUCAACCGGUGCCUCGUCACCCUCAUCGGUGUCUUCCUCAAGACAGUUGACAGUUUUGAGCAAAACACCAAGAUCUGACCUGAAUGCGGACACAAAAGCAGAAAUCUUAAUUAACAAGACGCAUAAGCAGCAAUUUAAUAAACUCAUUACUAGCCAGACUGUGCAUGUUACAACUCAUUCUAAAAAUGCUUCACACAAGGUUCCAAGAACAACAUCUGCCGUGAAAUCGAAUCAGGAAGAUGUUGACAAAGCGAGUUCUUCUAAUUCAGCCUGUGAGACUGGGUCCGUGGUUGCAUUUUUCCAGAAGAUCAAAGGUGUACUCCCGGUUAAAAUGGAAAGCACAGAAUGUUUGGAAAUGACAUGUGCUUCCAAUAUCGAUCGGAUUAGCCCUGCAAAGAAGGGUGAAAAAGAAAAUGGGACACCUGUGGAAAAACAAGAGCUGAAAAAGGAAAUUAUGAAUGAGACCUUUGACUAUGGUUCUCUGUUUUUGGGUUCUGCUUCAAAAACUGCAACCACCUCAAGUAGGAAUAUAUCCAAGUCUGACUCCUCCAGUCUGAGGAAAACGCCUGGUCCGAAAGCCAAAGUGGGGCCUUCUGUUUCCUGUUUGAGGCGAAACAGUGACAGUAGAAAUCUUAAUUCUGAUCGAGGCUUAACUCCUCAGAGGAUCAGGCGUGUGUCCACUUCCGGGAAACCUACAUCCUUGAAAACUGCACAGCCGUCUUGGGUGAAUUUGCCUAGACCGCUUCCUAGAUCCAAAGCGUCGUUGAAAAGUUCUGCCCUGCGCAGAACGGGCAGCACCUCCUCCCUGGCCAGCACCCACAGCGAUCUGAGCACUCACAGCAAUAAUCCUGGUAAUGCCACCGUCAUCAAGUAUGAGGAAAACCCUCCAAAACCAGCAUUUCAAAAUGGUUCCUCAGGAUCCUUGUAUCUGAAGCCUCUGGUGCCCAGAACACAUGCACACUUACUCAAAACUCCUCCAAAAGGUCCUUCAAGAAAAAGUCUUUUUACAGCUUUUAAUGCAGGGGCAGUAUUCAGGACAACGGGAAUAAGGAGCUCCUUGCUCCUCAGGAAAAUGACAUGGCAGACAGUUAAAUCUGGAAAGCGUUAUGGAGCAGUUGAAAAGGGCAGGCAGAAGAGUCCCAGAAGUUUAUGUAUCCAGACACAGACGUCUCCAGAUGCACUGUCCUCUGAAAAAACGCUUGAGCUGGCUCGGUAUAAAACAAAAUGCGAAAACCAAAGUGGAUUUAUCCUGCGGCUCAAGCAGCUGCUUUCCUGCGGUAAUACCAAGUUGGAGGCAUUAACCGUCGUGAUUCAGCACCUACUGUCUGAGCGGGAGGAAGCACUGAAACAGCACAAAACCCUGUCUCAAGAACUUGUUAACCUCCGGGGAGAGCUAGUCACUGCUUCAACCACCUGUGAGAAAUUAGAAAAAGCCAGGAACGAGUUGCAAAUAGCUUAUGAAGGAUUUGUCCAGAAGCUAAACCAGCAGCACCAGACUGAUCUCACAGAGCUGGAGAACCGGCUGAAAGAAUUUUACACCGGGGAGUGUGAAAAGCUUCAGAACAUUUACAUUGAGGAAGCAGAGAAGUACCAAAGCCAGCUGCAAGAGCAGUUUGACAACUUAAAUGCUGCCCACGAAACCUCCAAGUUAGAAAUUGAAGCUAGCCACUCGGAGAAAGUAGAAUUACUGAAGAAGGCCUAUGAGACUUCCCUUUCAGAAAUCAAGAAAAGCCAUGAAAUGGAAAAGAAAUCACUUGAGGAUUUGCUUUAUGAAAAGCAAGAAUCAUUAGAAAAACAAAUCAAUGAUCUGAAGAGUGAAAAUGAUGCUUUAAAUGAAAAGUUGAAAUCAGAAGAAGAAAAAAGAAUAUCAAGAGAGAAAGCCAGUUUAAAAAACCCUCAGAUCAUGUACCUGGAGCAAGAGCUGGAAAGCCUGAAAGCUGUGUUAGAGAUCAAGAAUGAGAAACUGCAUCAACAGGACGUCAAGUUAAUGAAAAUGGAGAAACUGGUGGACAACAACACAGCCCUGCUUGACAAACUGAAGCGAUUCCAGCAGGAGAAUGAGGAAUUAAAAGCUCGGAUGGACAAGCACAUGGCAAUUUCAAGGCAACUAUCCACUGAGCAGGCCGUCUUGCAGGAGUCGCUGGAGAAGGAGUCGAAAGUCAACAAGCGACUCUCCAUGGAGAACGAGGAGCUGCUGUGGAAGCUGCACAACGGGGACCUGUGCAGCCCCAAGAGGUCCCCCACGUCCUCCGCCAUCCCUUUCCAGUCACCCAGGAGUUCUGGCUCCUUCUCCAGCCCCAGCGUCUCACCCAGAUGACGCUGUCGGAAAGCCGGGACACUGUCUGGAAGCAUUUCUGCAGGUCUGCAGGUCUGCAGGGCUGACCCAACCAUGACCUUGGGAGCAAGAGCUACAUUAGCUGCCGUGUAAUCACCGCCCUAGAACUAGAAAGUCGCCACCCCCAGAAUGGGCUCCUCAUGAGACUGGAACUCUGGAGGACGACGUGACUUGGUCCAAGAGACUCCUCCCCAGAAGAUCUCGGAAUUGGUCUACACGGACGCCGUUGCACAAAGCACUUAGAGAACGAGAACCUUGUUCAUUGCCUUUUUCACCUAAGCAUAAGGGGAAAAACUCUCAGGGGCCUAUUAAGAUAAAGAUUUAUAACCUUUAUAAUGUCCUUCACCACAGACACCUUCUUGUGACUUUUAUUUUGGUCUGACUGGGGAUGUGUGAAUGAGAUGGAUGUAACAGAGUGUCAUGUGUUUGAUGCUGCCUCCUUUGCUGUGUAUUCAGAGUCAAAAGCUGAACAUAUCUGGAUAUGUACCAAUCAAACCAUAGUUGGUGUAUGCAUUUCUGCAAAAGCCAUAGAAGAGCGAGCAAUACUUGCUGGAAUUCUGGGUCUCUACCACCACCUCCGCUCAGCCCUUUGAUAUGGGGGGAGAGGGAAUGGCAGGAAAAGCUUUGAGAUGUCCAUGUCUGUACAUCCUCAGAAUCCUUUUGGAGUAUCUUGGUGGCAGUCUUUCAGUGUUCAGCCAUGUCAGUUGAAACUGGCUAGGAUUUUUUCUGUAGAUUUUUAACUUACCCAUGUGAACCUAACAUUACACUAUGAUCUGUUUUCUCAGGCUGUGAGCAAAUGUAGAACUGUAAUUUUUCUAGAAAUCUGUAUAAAGAAAAAGGGCAGUACCAAUGGAUUACUUCUGCCUUAUGUUUACCUUGAUCUAGGCUAUCCUCACAGAUUUAAACUGUCAUCUUUCCCGUUAUCUCGUCUCUUCCUUUUCCUUCCGCCCCCAUCCAGAGCCACGAAAGCAAACCUUCUACCUCCUACCUACUUUUCUCUGGGACAAGGAAAAAGGAACAUGCUUUUCCAGAGCCAGCUCAUCUUCAAGGUACUGAAACCACCUACCAAGUAAACCAAGGCCUGGAUCUGAUAUUACAAAUUUUGGGAAACCCUAGAGAGAAUAAAGAAUGGGAGAGAGUCAGUGGCUAACAAAACUAAGAUAGGAUUCAGUGCUUAUUAAAGAAUAGGAGCACCUUGAUUAAACCAUAGAUGCAGUAUUUAAUAGAACAAAACAGUCCGGUCAGAUAAUGCUAAGUUUCCACAUACCCUUUGAGGAGUCUUUCUGUCCUGGGAAGGUGGCAAAAUGGCCAACAAGUGGAAGAUGUGGCUUGUACAACUCUCCUCCAAGUUGCAUUUCGAUUUCUUUUCAAAGCUUAUUACCUCCCCCAGUUCUGAUACUUUGCGGGGAGGUGGAAGGAAGAGCUGUGGCUUUUUCUCCCUCUGCUUGCAUAUGCCAGCAUCGCAGUGUCAGUAUUUACUAACCUGCGUUGCUGACGUUCGACGGCUGUACAGAUAACCCCUAUGGUAAGAACAGAUUCAGGACACUAGAGGUGGAUAUUUGAGUCAUCACUUACAUGUAUACUUCAUAGCAAAUUGAUAUUCAUGACGCAUGUUUUUUUCAAAUUAGUGAUUGUGUCUGCAGUCUUUUACCUCCAAUAGUUUAUUAUGUAUGUAACCUUCCAUGUUUGCUUCUGAUAAAUGGGAACAUAAGUUCACUGCCCCUUCCUGGAAUCUCUCUCUGCUCACCCUUCUAAGUUCUCCAUGUUAUUAGCCAAAGUUAGGUUUGCCAUCCAUCCCCUACGCAUGGUAUAUCUUGUGCUGUUCCCUGCUGUCCUCCGUACCAUUUAGGUGUCUGGGGAAAUCAGUCUGACACAAUUAAUAGAAAAUGUCUUCAGAGAGUGGGAGACAACAGGAGAGAAAAUAGGAAACAAAACUUUAAGAUGUUUUUCAAACCAAAUGUUUUAUGUAUGAUGCAAAAUGUUGGCACGUCAUAAAAAUAUGGAUGUGUAAACAACUGUAGUUGUGCUCAGUUUGUAGUGAUGGAAAGUGUAUUUUACUCUGAUCAAAUAAAUAAUGCUGGAAUAUUCAAUAUAA